AUGCCUGGCGUUGUCGGGCGCUCGAGCCGAUCCGCGCGCUACGUCCCCGGGAUUGCCAGAGAGGACUCGGACGACGAGCUCGGCACCGAUGACAUCCCUUGGGAAUGGAUCUACGAUAAGGACGCUGCCGGGGAGGAGCCAGCAGCAGUCGAGAACGGGAGGAAGCGCAAGCGAGCGGCAACGCCCGAAGCCCAGAUCAUCGGCGCGCGCAUGGGCAGCUUCGAGUGCCAUCUGGGCGACACAAUGCUGCUCAAGGCCGAGGGCUCCAACGAAGCCUGGGUCGGCAUAAUAUGCGACUUUCAGGUCGACGACGACGGCGACAAGGCGGCAUGCUUCAUGUGGUUCUCCUCCCCCGACGAGAUCCGCAACCCCAAGAAGCGGACUGACUUCCUCGAGAAUGAGCUAUACAUAACCGUCAAUUUUGAUGUGAAUCCCUUGGCAACCAUCAACGGCAAGGCGCACAUCAUGUCCGAGGCUGCAUUCAUGGCAAAGUAUCCCGGCGGCAAAGUGCCGCGGAAGUCGAAGGAGUUCGGCAAAGUGUUCGUCUGCCGCAGGGGCUGCAACACGAGGACAUGCACGUACACCGAGGAGUUUGUCUGGGAGGAUAUCUAUCGCGGCUGGGAGGACUUCGAUAACUUGCAGGAUAUGGUGCGCCAAGGGACCAAGGCAACGCGCAAGCGCAGGACAGCGAAGGAUAAGCCAUCGGAUCAAGACUACAAGGCGGAAGCAGAAGAUGAUCGCAAAGGAGACUACGCGCCGGGGACACCGCGGACUCCCAAGAAAGCACGCACCCGAGACGCUGUUACGCCAAGCAGCAGACGCAAGGACAGCAGCAAGCCAGCCACCCCCUCCUCGCACCGCCGCAUCAUGGUCAAAAAGCACCUCGAAUUCACCCCGCUGGCCACCCGCGUCCUCUCCCCGCACCACGUUCAAUCAUCCCCCUAUCAGCUCGCCCGCAACCAACUGCACGUGGCUUCCGUCCCGACAAGCCUCCCCUGCCGCGAAGCAGAGUUCAGCCUCGUCUACUCCCACCUCGAGGCCGCCAUCACCGACGGCAGCGGCACCUGCAUCUACAUCUCCGGCACUCCCGGCACCGGAAAGACGGCGACCGUCCGCGAAGUCGUCUCUCACCUCGACGCGGCCGUCCGCGCCGACGAGCUCGACGACUUCAUCUUUGUCGAGAUCAACGGCAUGAAGAUCACGGAUCCGCACCAGUCCUACUCGCUGCUGUGGGAAGCCCUCAAGGGCCAGCGCGUGAGCCCCGCGCAGGCGCUGGACCUGCUCGAGCGGGAGUUCAGCCACCCCUCGCCGCGGCGGGUGCCGUGCGUGGUGCUGAUGGACGAGCUGGACCAGCUGGUGACCAAGAACCAGGGGGUCAUGUACAACUUCUUCAACUGGCCGGGCCUCCGGCACAGCCGGCUGAUCGUGCUGGCUGUGGCCAACACGAUGGACCUGCCCGAGCGCACGCUGAGCAACAAGAUCAGCUCGAGGCUCGGCCUGACGCGCAUCACCUUCCCCGGGUACAACCACGAGCAGCUGAUGCGGAUCGUGCAGAGUCGCCUGGAGGGCGUGCCGGGAGACAUCGUCGAUGCGGAUGCGGUGCAGUUCGCUGCGAGGAAGGUAGCUGCCGUGAGUGGCGACGCGAGACGGGCGCUGGAUAUCUGCCGAAGGGCGGUGGAGCUGGCCGAGGCGGACGCGCAGAGUAGAGAAGCAGAGGCGGAGAAUACGGUGCCGGAUACGCCAAGCAGGAAAAAGACUGCUGCCGGAGCAGGCAGAAAGGGCCAGCUGGACGACACGCCAAAGAAGAAGAAAGGCGCCGCCUCCGGCAGGGUCACCAUCGAGACGGUCCGCCGCGCCAUCAACGAGGCCACAAGCAACCCGUUGCAGCAGUACCUCCGUUCGCUGCCCUUUGCGUCGCGCCUGCUGCUGGCGGCGCUCCUGAUGCGCACGCAGCGGACCGGGUUGGCGGAGAGCACAUUCGGCGAUGUGCUCGAGGAGAUGCAGCGGACGCUGAAGUUGGCCGGGGAGAGCAGGCCGCUACUCCUGCUCGACAAGAAGGCGGCGGGGGUUACGAAUACAACAACAGGGGCGGAUACAGGGGCGAUGACGUCCAUGCGAGCGAAGAACAGCUCGCAGCUGGUCCGGCCGGCUGGGUUAAGUGCCGCCGCUGUGGACCUCGCGGGCGCGGGCAUCAUCAACUUGGAGGCGCACAAAGCCGAGCGCCCAAGCAAGGUGCGUUUGGCGGUUGGAGACGAGGAGGUUAGGUUGGCAUUCCGGGAUGACCCGGAGAUUAAAGCACUCGGAGUCUUAUAG
Molecule: messenger RNA, 2313 nt
Organism: Chaetomium strumarium
Lineage: Eukaryota; Fungi; Ascomycota; Sordariomycetes; Sordariales; Chaetomiaceae
Product: P-loop containing nucleoside triphosphate hydrolase protein
Exons: 2
Coding region: 1-2313 (770 amino acids)
Biological process (GO): DNA replication initiation; mitotic DNA replication checkpoint signaling
Cellular component (GO): nuclear origin of replication recognition complex
Molecular function (GO): ATP binding; chromatin binding; ATP hydrolysis activity
Source: RefSeq, a predicted model, not a curated record